Messenger RNA from Scleropages formosus (Asian bonytongue), 2321 nucleotides. RefSeq names its product glucosidase, beta, acid 3 (gene gba3). Gene Ontology annotation, biological process: glycosylceramide catabolic process; carbohydrate metabolic process. Lineage: Eukaryota; Metazoa; Chordata; Actinopteri; Osteoglossiformes; Osteoglossidae. Gene Ontology annotation, cellular component: cytosol. The coding region runs from base 91 to 1527 and encodes 478 amino acids. The transcript has 5 exons. The record is from RefSeq and is a predicted model, not a curated record. Gene Ontology annotation, molecular function: glycosylceramidase activity; beta-galactosidase activity.
ACUGGUUUCGCGCCACCGCCCUGCGCGGUCAUUCCUUGCGAUCGGGUGGAGCGCUUCGUGUACGUGGGAACACAGACUGCGUUCGUGGAGAUGAGGAGCUGUGACGAGGACAUGGUUUUUCCCGCGGGGUUCGCGUGGGGAGCCGCCACUGCCGCCUAUCAGAUAGAGGGGGGCUGGGAUGCAGAUGGAAAGGGACCCAGUAUUUGGGACACUUUCUGCCAUGCCAAAGGGAAAGUGUUUCAGGACCACACUGGAGAUGUUGCUUGUGACAGCUACCGGCUUUGGGACGAGGACCUGAAGUGCAUCCAGCAGCUGGGACUGACCCAUUACCGCCUGUCGCUGUCCUGGUCUCGACUGCUGCCUGAUGGGACGACACGGCAUGUCAAUCAGAAAGGUGUAGAUUACUACAACAGAGUGAUAGAUGACCUGCUGGCCAGUAAUGUGUGCCCUAUGGUGACCUUGUAUCACUUCGACCUGCCGCAAGCCCUGCAGGACCGAGGUGGCUGGCAGUGGCCCGAAAUUACAAAAGUAUUUGACAGCUAUGCCCAGUUCUGCUUCCAAACAUUCGGCGACCGCGUGAAGCUGUGGCUCACCAUCAAUGAGCCAUACGUAUGCGCCAAACUCGGUCAUGAGGAUGGCCUUCACGCCCCGGGGCAUGGAGACCUGGGGGUCUCUGUCUACCUCGUGGGCCACAACAUGUUGCGGGCGCAUGCCAGGGCAUGGCACAGCUACGACACCCUGUUCAGGCCAACACAGGGGGGGCAGCUGUCUUUGGCUCUGUUCACUGACUGGGCCGAGCCAUGGGAUCCAAGCAACCCGCUGGAUGUGGCCGCCUCUGAGCGGUACAUGACCUUCAGUCUCGAUUGGUUCGCCUGGCCCAUCUUUGUGAGCGGCGACUACCCACCAGAGAUGAAGGCCCGCGUGGAAGCCAACAGUCGAACCCAGGGUCUGCCUUUCUCCAGGCUACCGCAGUUCUCUGAGGAUGAGCCGAGCAUCAAGGGAACCGCUGACUUCUUUGCUGUGAACUAUUACACAUCCCGCAAGGUGAGACCUGGGCCAACCCCCCCUAAGAGUCUUGGGUUUGAGGGUGAUCAGCAGGCAGUGGGAGAGAUGGACCCUUCCUGGCCGGUGUGUGGCAUUUCCUGGCUGGCAGUGUACCCAGAAGGCCUUCGCAAGCUCCUCAAGUACAUUAAGGACACAUUCGGUAACCCUUCCAUCUACAUCACGGAGAAUGGACUGUCGCAGGUGGGUGCUGUGGAGCUGGAUGACUCGCAGCGCUGCAGCUUCUUCCACGCCACCUGGAUGGAGGUCUCCAAAGCUAUUUGUGAAGACGGAGUUGAUCUUAAGGGAUAUUUUGUCUGGUCUUUAAUGGACAACUUUGAGUGGUCCGACGGCUUCGGUGUUCGGUUUGGCCUUUUCCACGUGGACUUUUCCCACCCGGAGCGGCCGCGGACCCUCUACCGCUCAGGCACAGAUUACGCCCAGUUGAUCGCCAAGUUCAAGGGUCGCUCGGGAACGGAGCACUGAAAGAGCAUCACCCGCCAUUCUUUGCACAGCAGCUGGACCUGUCAAGAGAAGCACUGUUUCCCUCUGUACAUACAGUAUGUACAGCUCACACAUAUGUGGCUCUCUGUCAUUGUGGCGUAAGGACUGCCAGAAGAAACACAUUCACACAACUACAUGAGAAGAAUUUCCUUCUGGUGUGUCAUCAUUUCCUUGACUAAAAUAUGUAGAGUUGAGAUAACGGUCAGGAGGUCCACAGGAAGAGAAAGCGAUGCUCAGGUGAUACUGUGGGUGUCUGAGGCGCUCCUUGGAGGACAGCAGCAGCCGCCGGCCAGAGAGAUCCUACACCCCUGGGACUACCAGCAUCCCCAAGGCCGAUACACACCUACCGAACAUUUCCAGAGCUGUGCUCUUCGUUUAUGGUCGGAUGAGACUCGUCUCAGCCGUAGUGACCCCUCAGCCUCAAAAAAACCCCAUAGAAACAUGGGGAGCUGCAGGUGGCAGUAACAGAGAGCCACGCUGCAGCGCCUUAAGGAAAAGUUGUAUUUGUUGUGCUCAGAACAGUUUUACUGCAGCUGCAGAGCAGAUAUGCCUCAGGAAGCAACUCCUUAUGUAAUAAAGAAAGUGCAGGAAACAGGCAGGAGCAAAAAGUAUCUCAGGAAAUGAGUGUUAGUCUGUGCUUUUUCUCUUUGUCCUCCGUCACUCGUGGGAUGAACUCCAUGUGUGAGGAAACAGGAGCCGUACCAUCACCUUGAAUUCCUUUUCGGAGACUUUUGCACUGGCUAUUUUUGAUGAAUUUUUAAUAAAGUACAUUUUUC